AUGUCCAAAGGAGCCAUUGCUGGCAUAGUUGUUGGAGGAGCUUUUGGAAUUUUACUUUUGGCACUCAUUCUCUAUGUUGUGUUCUAUAGAAGAAAAAAAGUUGCUCAAGUAACCCUUCUACCAGUCCCAGGUGCAUCUGAAGAACAAUGUAGCCAACUCCAACAUGGUUGUGGAAGUAGCUUGGAUAAGGCUUCCGAAUCAACUACUAUUGCUUCUCCGAGGUUGACUGGUAUUACGGUUGAUAAGUCAGUGGAGUUUUCAUAUGAGGAGUUAGCCAAAGCUACUGACGGCUUUAGCGCCGCAAAUAUAAUAGGUCGAGGUGGAUUUGGAUCUGUUUACUAUGCCGAGCUUCGCAACGAGAAAGCUGCAAUAAAAAAGAUGGAUAUGCAAGCAUCAAAAGAAUUCCUAGCCGAACUAAAGGUUCUGACACACGUUCAUCACUUGAAUUUGGUGCGGCUAAUUGGAUAUUGUGUUGAGGGCUCCUUAUUUUUGGUUUAUGAAUACAUUGAGAAUGGAAAUCUAAGUCAACAUUUGCGCGGCACAGGGAAGGAUCCAUUAUCAUGGGCAGCUAGAGUUCAAAUUGCAUUAGACUCAGCAAGAGGACUUGAAUACAUUCACGAGCAUACAGUUCCUGUCUAUAUACAUAGAGAUGUUAAAUCAGCAAACAUUUUGAUAGACAAAAACUUCCGCGGAAAGGUUGCGGAUUUUGGUUUGACAAAAUUGACUGAAUAUGGUAGCUCCUCGUUACAAACACGCCUUGUCGGGACGUUUGGAUAUAUGCCUCCUGAAUAUGCACAAUAUGGUGAAGUUUCUCCCAAAGUAGAUGUAUAUGCUUUUGGAGUUGUUCUGUUUGAGCUUGUAUCUGGGAAGCCGGCUAUUGUGAAGACAAAUGAAACUGAAAACGAGUCAAAGGGACUAGUUGCGCUGUUUGAAGAAGUUAUUGUUCUUCCGGACCCAAAAGAAGAUCUUGGUAAACUCGUUGAUCCUAGGCUUGGAGAAAAUUACCCUAUUGACUCGGUAUUUAAGAUGUGUCGACUUGCGAAAGCUUGUACACAUGAAAAUCCUCAACUGAGGCCAAGCAUGAGAUCAAUUGUAGUUGCUUUAAUGACACUUUCAUCUGCAGCUGAGGAUUGGGAUGUUGGAUCAUUCUAUGAAAACCAAGCAUUAGUGCAUUUAAUGUCUGGGAGGUAG
Messenger RNA from Vicia faba (fava bean), 1191 nucleotides. NCBI's taxonomy places the organism in Eukaryota, Viridiplantae, Streptophyta, Magnoliopsida, Fabales, Fabaceae. The record is from the annotation of a GenBank genome assembly.